ACAAGUGACAGAACUGACAUUUAGUUGGUGCGAGUGACAGCUGUAUCGAGUUGUUUUUGUUUUCACAUUCCUGGGCACGAUUUUUUUAAAUCAACGAAAUUAAUUUUGGACCAAAGUUCUUGUAAGCCGCAAAAAUGUUCAACCAGUCGUCGAUCGGUGGCUUUGGUAACGCCACGACCCCAAGCACUGCAAACCCCAUGAAAGAUUUUGAAGUAACUCAGCCCCCAGACGAUUCAAUCAGUUCUUUGGCAUUUUCUCCAGCAACCUUGAGUCAGAACUUUCUGAUUGCUGGAAGUUGGGAUAACAAUGUCCGCUGCUGGGAGAUUGAACAAUCUGGAAAGAGUGUACCCAAGUCUAUGCAAGCAUGUGGGGGUCCUGUUCUGGAUGUUUGUUGGAGCGAUGAUGGGACAAAGGUAUUUAUGGCUGGAUGUGACAAGCAAGCUAAGGCUUGGGAUCUGGCCAGUAAUCAAGUCGUACAAGUUGCGCAACAUGAUGCACCUAUUAAAACAUGCCACUGGAUCAAAGCCUCUAAUUAUUCCUGUUUAAUGACUGGGUCUUGGGAUAAGACUUUGAAAUUUUGGGACACACGCACCCCUAAUCCAAUGUUGAGUAUCAAUUUGCCAGAAAGAUGCUAUUGUGCAGAUGUUGAUUAUCCCAUGGCAGUUGUUGGAACUGCAGGGCGUCAAAUUAUUGUUUAUCAACUAGAUGGGAAGCCUCAACAAUAUAAAGUUCUUGAUAGUCCUCUAAAAUAUCAACAUCGUUGUGUGGCAAUAUUCAGAGAUAAGAAGAAGACUCCAACUGGUUAUGCAUUGGGUUCUGUGGAAGGACGCGUCGCAAUCCAGUAUGUUAAUCCAACAAAUCCUAAAGAUAACUUUACCUUCAAGUGUCACCGGUCUAAUGGUGCACCAACUGGAUAUCAAGACAUAUAUGCUGUGAAUGAUAUUGCAUUCCAUCCUGUUCAUGGUACAUUAGCAACAGUAGGAUCUGAUGGUUCAUUUAGUUUUUGGGAUAAAGAUGCACGCACUAAACUCAAAUCAUCUGAAUUAAUGGAACAACCUAUUACACGCUGCGCUUUCAAUAGUAAUGGACAAAUCUUCGCAUAUGCCGUUAGCUAUGACUGGUCCAAAGGACAUGAAUAUUACAAUUCCAGUAAGAAGAACUACAUCUUUCUUAGGUCAUGCUAUGAUGAACUUAAACCUAGAACUUCUUCAUAAUGGAGCACAUUAUAUUGCUUUGUGUAUGAUUUUAUAAUGGAAAAUGUUCGAAAUAAUACAGAUUUAAAUGUA
Messenger RNA from Zophobas morio, 1286 nucleotides. It is a transcript of the gene Rae1, whose product is annotated as protein Rae1. Lineage: Eukaryota; Metazoa; Arthropoda; Insecta; Coleoptera; Tenebrionidae. The transcript is spliced from 3 exons. The record is from RefSeq and is a predicted model, not a curated record. Gene Ontology annotation, cellular component: nuclear pore. Gene Ontology annotation, biological process: transcription-dependent tethering of RNA polymerase II gene DNA at nuclear periphery; RNA export from nucleus. The coding region runs from base 135 to 1214 and encodes 359 amino acids. Gene Ontology annotation, molecular function: ubiquitin binding; RNA binding.